Rhineura floridana is the source of this 2740-nucleotide messenger RNA. RefSeq names its product nuclear receptor binding protein 1 (gene NRBP1). The record is from RefSeq and is a predicted model, not a curated record. Gene Ontology annotation, biological process: intracellular signal transduction; protein phosphorylation; endoplasmic reticulum to Golgi vesicle-mediated transport. Gene Ontology annotation, molecular function: protein kinase activity; ATP binding. Gene Ontology annotation, cellular component: endomembrane system; cytoplasm. NCBI's taxonomy places the organism in Eukaryota, Metazoa, Chordata, Lepidosauria, Squamata, Rhineuridae. The transcript has 19 exons. Bases 202 to 1923 code for a protein of 573 amino acids.
CGUCGCCCAAUCGGAAGGCGCGGUGGCACGCAGGUGACUCGCCCAUUGGCCUGCGCCAAGCCCCUCCCCUCCGUCCCGUGGCGUCGCUCCGUGCGCAGCGCGUGAGGCGGCGCGGCUCCUCUCCUGCCAGUUGGUCCCUCGCGCUCUCGACGUCUGCGGAGACCGGCGAACCGCGCCCGGUCGCUCCCUCCGUUUCCGGCGAUGUCCGAAGGCGAAGCCAAGCAGGUGGCCACCAGCGGCGGCGGCUCCGACCCGAAGGCCGAGGCGGGGAGCGCGGCGGGGCCCGGCGUGACCUCGCUCUCGCCCCCCAUGGCGGCGUCUGCGGCGGCCCCCCAGGAGGAGGAGGAGGAGGAGAGCGAGGACGAGUCCGAGAUCCUGGAGGAGUCGCCCUGCGGACGGUGGCAGAAGCGGAGGGAGGAGGUGAAUCAACGCAAUGUUCCUGGGAUUGACAGUGCCUAUCUGGCAAUGGACACAGAAGAAGGGGUGGAAGUGGUUUGGAACGAGGUCCAGUUCUCGGAGCGCAAGAAUUUUAAGCUUCAGGAGGAGAAGGUCAAAGCUGUCUUUGACAACCUGAUCCAACUAGAGCACCUCAACAUUGUGAAAUUCCACAAGUAUUGGGCAGACGUGAAGGAGAACAAGGCCAGAGUGAUCUUCAUCACGGAGUACAUGUCCUCUGGCAGCCUGAAGCAGUUUCUGAAGAAGACAAAGAAGAACCACAAGACCAUGAAUGAAAAGGCUUGGAAGCGCUGGUGUACUCAGAUCCUUUCAGCUCUCAGUUAUCUUCACUCCUGUGACCCCCCCAUCAUCCAUGGGAACUUGACUUGUGACACCAUCUUCAUCCAGCACAACGGCUUGAUCAAGAUUGGGUCAGGCAAAAAAUCCUUGGGAACCUUGGUCAAGGCGAUUCCACUGGAGUGGAGCCGGUGGAAACUGGACUGGAACUGGGCCGAGAGGAGAGGUGGUGUCCGUGGUGCAGAGGUGGCAGUUGCCCCAGACACCAUCAACAACCACGUGAAGACGUGUCGUGAGGAGCAGAAGAACCUGCACUUCUUUGCUCCGGAGUAUGGUGAAGUGGCCCAUGUGACGACCGCAGUGGACAUCUACUCCUUCGGGAUGUGCGCGCUGGAGAUGGCAGUGCUGGAGAUCCAGGGCAAUGGUGAAUCGUCUUAUGUGUCACAGGAAGCAAUUAACAAUGCCAUCCAGUUGCUAGAGGACCCCUUGCAGCGGGAGUUCAUUCAGAAGUGCCUGCAGUUGCAGCCCAGCAAGCGCCCCACAGCCCGUGAGCUCCUCUUCCACCAGGCCCUCUUUGAAGUGCCCUCUCUGAAGCUCUUGGCAGCCCACUGCAUUGUGGGCCAUCAGCACAUGAUCCCAGAGAAUGCACUGGAAGAAAUGACCAAGAACUUGGACAUGAGUGCUGUGCUGGCUGAGAUCAACCACGCUGACCGUGAGGGUGUCCGAAUGAUCUUCUCCCAGUCCCCAGCGCUGGAGUUAGACAAGUUUCUGGAGGAUGUGAGGAAUGGCAUCUACCCCCUCACUGCCUUUGGCCUGCCCCGGCCUCAGCAGCCACAGCAGGAGGUGGUGAAAUCUCCCAUUGCCCCCCCAUCUGUCAAGACACCGACGCCGGAGCCUGCAGAAGUGGAGACUCGCAAAGUUGUGUUGAUGCAGUGCAACAUUGAGUCAGUAGAGGAGGGUGUGAAGCACCACUUGACGCUGCUGCUGAAACUGGAAGACAAACUGAACCGACACCUGAGCUGUGACCUGCUGCCCAGUGACAAUAUCCAGGAACUGGCAGCAGAACUGGUCCAGCUGGGAUUCAUCAGUGAGGCUGAUCAGAGCCGGCUGAGCUGUUUACUUGAAGAGGCGUUCAGCAAAUUCUUCUUCUCCCGGAACGGGGCACUGGCAGCCGUCACAGUCUCCUCCUAAGGGCUGCCCGCUGCCAGCAGUGCCCCUGUGCUGCAUCUCUGUAGGGUCCCACCCCAGACCGCCGCUGCCACCAAUUCCAGCGUGGCUGUACCUCCUGUGUGUGCUGAUGCUGCCAGGUGUCCUGCAGACAAUCGCCGCCACUGCUGGGGGAGGGGGCAAGGUGGGGAGUGGGGGGGCGGUGUGCCUUGUCAGUAUUAUUUUCCCUGUGGCUAGUGGCCUCUCCCCUCCCCCCCAGCUCACAUGCAUGGAGUUUUGUUUUGCUUGAAUUGUACAGAGUUUUUUUGCACAGCACGGAGAUGUCUGUCUUGUUAUUUAAAGGUGGGUGGAAGGGAGGGAGGAACGCUGGAGCUGGCUUCUACCCCACGCCUCCCUGGCCCUCCCUCUCUCACACUCACACACACACACACCCUGCUGUUUCCCCCUCACUCUCCCUGGCCGCGGCCUCUCCCUCCUCCAGGCUCUUCCCUCCUCCAGGCUGUUCCCUCCUCCAGGCUCUUCCCUCUCCCUUCCCCAGUUGCUUCACAGUCCUGGGUUGCACAGCAGUGAGACCCUUCUGGCCUUGGGGGAGGCGGGUGGGCGGAGUGGUAUUAACAUUGCAGGUGCAAGAGGCGGAGAGUAGCUGGCGAGGCCUUGGUCCAGCCUGGGGGAGGCCGCUGAGCCUUCACUUCUCCCAGCUGCUUCGGGGGGGGGGGCACCUCCGUCCCCAACAGGGCUGGAGCCACCUGAUCAGUGAAAUGUGCCUCCUCCCCUCCUGUAUGCUGGGGAUGCUCCAAGUGUUGUCUCUGUUCCUGUUUUUAAUAAACUGUUUUGUAAAUAA